Adineta ricciae is the source of this 1374-nucleotide messenger RNA. The record is from the annotation of a GenBank genome assembly. Lineage: Eukaryota; Metazoa; Rotifera; Eurotatoria; Adinetida; Adinetidae.
AUGAGUAAUUUCUCAAUAUCAAAUGAGUCGACGUGGACAUCGGAUGAUAUUGAUAAUCUUUGGAGGAAUAUUAAUCGUGCACCAUCGGAUCCUGUCGCCCAUUGGGUGUCCAUCGCGAGUUUUCUAUUCGCUAUUCUAGGUUUAAUCAGUAAUUCACUGUCAGUUAUUGUUUUAACUCGUCUCAGUGCUCAAUUAUCGACAUUUGUAUAUUUAUCUGGAUUAUCUCUUUCGGAUAUGUUAACAUGUUUGUCCAUAGUGAUGACUUAUCUAUUAGAUUUACGUAUCAGUACUCUUCGAAGUACGACCAUGAGUAUUAUUCUUCGAUAUGUUGAGAUCGUUUUCGGCGCAGUUGCUGCUGGCAGUCGGACGUUAUCAUUAUGGAUCUCUACAGCUGUUACAAUGGACCGGUGGAUUAUGAUCUGUCAUCCGAUCUACGCGAAAACAUUCUGCACAUUAAAUCGUGCAAGAGUUAUUACACGAACAUUUUUUGUCAUCGCUCUAUUCUAUUCUAUACCAUUAUGUCUCGAAUAUGAAAUCGUACGUGUGCCGAAUCCUUUUCCGACCUUGGAUCUCGGUAAUGAAUCAUUACUUACCAUCGACGACGAUCAAAAUGUACUUAUCACGAAAGGUUAUAGCAAUUUGGCACGGUUGAGGCUUUACCGGUGGGCGUAUGUUUUCUUCAAUAUCAUUUUUGUCUAUACGUUACCAACGAUCACGAUUAUUGGCUUUAAUCUACAACUAAUUCGCGCUCUACAUCGUGUCAAAUCUCGAGCCAAGCGUUUAGGUAAAUCGAGCGGCAUAAACGGUAAAGGUCACCGCAAUCAAAGUCGUUCGAGCCAAGUGAAAUACUCAGUGACAUUGAUGGUUAUCACCAUGGUUUUAACAUUACUUUUGUGUCGAAGUCCGACGAUUGUUCUCUGGCUUCUAUGGUCGUUUGAUUUAACCAUCAAAAUCUUCUUUGACGCCUCAUCAAGUUCACUUGUUCGACGGUUUCAUAACAUCGCGAAUUUAAUCGCAAUUAUCAACGCGGCGACGAACUUCUUACCGUUUUGUGUCUUCGGACAACUAUUCCGUACGGAAUGUCUGAACAUUUACUGUUGUCGAAAGUUACAGCAGGGUUUAUUGUCGCCAUCAUUGAGAGGCAGACGAAAUAUGAACAGUCAUUGUCAUGGAAAGACAGCGAAUAUCAUCAAUCAACAGUUGAUCAGAGUUCGAAAUGAAAAUGAAGGAACCGUUGAAACGAAUUCUUGUUCUUCAUCGAAAGACACAAUCAGACUACAUGACGUUCUAUCCCCGAAUACAAGAUCCGAAGACGAACAAGCGACAAAUGUUUCAGCAACAUCACAACUACUCCAUCAAACAAAUGGCCUUUGA